Messenger RNA from Motacilla alba alba, 3580 nucleotides. RefSeq names its product solute carrier family 6 member 5 (gene SLC6A5). The record is from RefSeq and is a predicted model, not a curated record. Gene Ontology annotation, biological process: synaptic transmission, glycinergic; sodium ion transmembrane transport; glycine import across plasma membrane. Lineage: Eukaryota; Metazoa; Chordata; Aves; Passeriformes; Motacillidae. Gene Ontology annotation, cellular component: membrane. The transcript is spliced from 17 exons. The coding region runs from base 1 to 2604 and encodes 867 amino acids. Gene Ontology annotation, molecular function: glycine:sodium symporter activity.
AUGAACAGCGUCGCUGACGCUGAAACAACUGGGAAGGGGCUGGAGGCGCAGAGCGGUGGCGGAACUGUCCGCGGUGCUGCCGGCGGAGCCAGCGCGGAGCCUCCCGCGGACGGGGUAGGGAUGCUGCGGGGGAGGAGGCGAGCACGAGGAAAGCGGUGGUACCCCAAAAUGCCCUCAUUUAGUGACCGAGUCCCUGCAGACUUUAUCCCUGGUGCCGGGAGAGAUUACGCCAGUCAAACGGAUAUGAGCAAGCAGCUUGUGAACAGUCCUGAAGCGGUGGCUCCCGGACCCAAGGAAGGUGCCGGAGUUGUAAGAACCGGCCCCGAAAAUGAGCCCCAAAAUGACCCUCUGCAAGCCCCCGCCGCCACCGCCAGGCUUCCCCCGUCACUCUCGAACGACAGCAAAACCUUUCUCUCGGAAGAAGCGAAACCAAAUGAGUUUGAGAGGACCAAAGUCGGGAUCUGCAAGCUCAGCAGCACCCCGGUGCAAGCCAACUCCACCCUCCGCAGGGAAUCUCUGGAAACCUUCCCCUGCAAGCCGAGCCCCGGGGCAGGGAUUGCCGGGCAAGCUGCGAUCCCUCAUUGCAAAAUUCCCUCUUUGCAAAGCACAGACGGGGACGCUACUCUGAGCCUUGGUAAGAGCACACUGGAGCAAAACAACGCCAAGGGCGCCUGGGUGACCUUGAGCCAGAGCACGGUGGUGCUGGGCACAGAUGGCAACACUUCUGUUCUUCCUGGCAGAGUGGAGGGGGAAGACGAUGUGGGGGAUGAAAAUAAAGCCCGAGGGAACUGGUCUAGCAAGCUGGAUUUCAUCCUCUCCAUGGUGGGUUAUGCAGUGGGGCUGGGCAAUGUCUGGAGGUUCCCGUACCUGGCCUUUAAGAAUGGGGGAGGUGCGUUUCUCAUCCCCUAUUUGAUGAUGUUGGCUCUAGCUGGGAUCCCCAUUUUCUUCCUGGAAGUCUCCCUGGGGCAGUUUGCUAGUCAGGGCCCCGUGUCGGUCUGGAAAGCCAUCCCCGCCCUGCAAGGCUGCGGCAUUGCCAUGCUGAUCAUCUCGGUGCUGAUAGCCAUUUAUUACAACAUUAUCCUGUGCUACACGCUUUUCUACCUGUUCGCCUCCUUUGUGCCCGUGCUCCCCUGGGCGUCCUGUAACAACCCCUGGAACACGCCAGACUGUAAAGAUAAAAACAAACUUUUGCUAGAUUCCUGCAUUAUUGGCGACCAUCCAAAAAUACAAAUCAAGAACUCUACUUUCUGUAUGAGUGCCUAUCCAAAUCUAACCAUGGUUAACUUCACCAGGGAAGGAAACAAAACAUUUGUCAGUGGGAGUGAAGAAUACUUCAAGUACUUUGUACUGAAGAUUUCAGCAGGGAUUGAAUAUCCCGGUGAGAUUAGAUGGCCCUUGGCAUUAUCUCUUUUCCUAGCUUGGGUGAUUGUUUAUGCCUCCCUUGCCAAAGGAAUCAAGUCAUCAGGAAAAGUUGUGUACUUCACAGCUACAUUCCCCUACGUGGUUCUCAUCAUCCUUCUCAUAAGAGGAGUAACUCUACCUGGAGCUGGAGAUGGGAUCUGGUACUUCAUCACACCCAAGUGGGAGAAGCUGAUUGAUGCUAUGGUUUGGAAGGAUGCUGCCACUCAGAUUUUCUUCUCCUUAUCUGCAGCAUGGGGAGGUCUAAUUACCCUCUCUUCAUACAACAAAUUCCAUAAUAACUGCUACAGGGACACUUUGAUAGUCACGUGUACCAACAGUGCCACAAGUAUAUUUGCAGGCUUUGUCAUCUUCUCAGUUAUUGGCUUCAUGGCAAAUGAACUCAAAGUGAAUAUUGAAGCUGUGGCGGACCAAGGUCCUGGGAUUGCUUUUGUGGUUUACCCAGAAGCCUUAACUAGGCUGCCCCUCUCUCCCUUCUGGGCUAUAAUAUUCUUUUUGAUGCUUCUAACUCUUGGAUUAGACACCAUGUUUGCCACCAUCGAGACUAUCGUGACCUCUGUGUCAGACGAAUUCCCCAAGUACUUACGCACGCACAAGGCUCUGUUCACUCUGGGCUGCUGCGUGUCUUUCUUCAUCAUGGGAUUUCCUAUGAUCACUCAGGGUGGAAUGUAUAUGUUGCAGCUUGUGGACACUUAUGCAGCCUCUUACUCUCUUGUCAUUAUUGCCAUCUUUGAGCUUGUUGGAGUUUCCUAUAUCUAUGGAUUGCAAAGAUUUUGUGAAGACAUAGAAAUGAUGAUUGGAUUCCAGCCAAGUAAAUUCUGGAGAGUCUGUUGGGCAUUUGUGACCCCAACUAUUUUAACAUUUAUUCUCUGCUUCAGUUUUUACCAGUGGGAACCCAUGACUUACGGAGCGUACCACUACCCAGGCUGGUCCAUGGUGCUCGGGUGGCUCAUGCUAGCCUGCUCAGUCAUCUGGAUCCCAGUUAUGUUUGUGAUUAAAAUGCAUCUAGCCCCAGGAAAAUUUAUUGAGCGGCUCAAGCUGGUGUGCUCCCCACAGCCCGACUGGGGCCCGUUUCUGGCCAAGCACCGCGGCGAACGGUACAGGAACAUGAUUGAUCCGCUGGGAACCUCCUCCCUGGGACUGAAGCUGCCAGUGAAGGAUAUGGAACUGGGGACCCAAUGCUAAUAAUGAUUACAAAAGGAUGGCAAUAACAUUGUCAGCAUUUUCUGAUUUUUUUUCCCAUUUUUUUUUCACCCACCGCUUCUUCUUUUCCGCAGUGCCUGAAAGUGGUUGCUUAGGAAAGUGGGACUUAUUGUUGCAUGCCAUAGGGGAGGCCUAACUAGACCACUUCCAGGUGUAGGUGAUGCCUGUGACAUGUUCUGUACCCAGUGACACAGCAAAAGCCCUGCGUGUGACAGGUGACAUAGCCAGGUGUUGUCAGGUGAUGUAGGAAUAAACAAAACCAAGCAAAAAAAAUCUUUAAGAGGAAAUGAGGUGUGCAGUUUGACACACUUUCCACAAGAACCCUUUGUAACAGGUGGCUGUGAUGGGACUAGGAUUUUGCUACCAGUGUAUUUCAAGGAAAGUUCAUUCCUCAAAUAUGAUGGAAGAGCAAAGAAUGGGAUCUCCUGUAGUCCUGAUGUAGAUCCAGCAUAAGGCUCCUGUAGCAAUGGGGUUGCUUCUUCUACGCGGACAGCCAACCUUGACCCAUCAUGUCUGCACAUUUCCCUUAUGAUUUAUACUAACUUGGAGGGUUUGUUAUGUUAUUUAAACAAGUGGAGAACCUUGAAACAGCACACCAGGAAGCAAUAUAUGGGGUGAGAACAGAAACACGACAAUCCAUUAAUAGAAAAAUAAGAACAAAAUUUUAAAAAAUGAUCAAUUGAGAGACUAAACUGCAUUUGAGUCUAGAAGUGGUUUGGAAAUGGUGUCAGAAUGAGCUGUAUAGGCAUCACUGUUUGAAGUCCUGUCAUAUGUUUCUUUUGAUAAUUUGGUAUCUGUCAUUUCAACUAGGAAUGCCUCAGUUACACAAAGUAUCUGAAAACUUGCUCCACACCAAGUGCAACUGUGAUUUUACUCACCUCGCUCCAAUACUCUGAAUAUAUUUUUCCUUGUUUCUCUGCUUUUGUUUACAGUAUCUCCUCAAAAAGCCAUCAUAUAA